GUUUUAGAGAGAACGGUUUUAAUUUUAAUAUUUAUUAGUCAUUUGUCUCAGGAAACUAUAUUUAAGGCCUGGAUACGUAUCGUGAUGGAUAUGUUUUGCAGCGCAGACCCGUGUGGAGGAAUGCACGCUGCGCUCUUCCCUCCCUCUCUGUGACGCGCGGAGGGGAACCAGAGGAACGAGCCCUCUGUGAGGCAGAGCGGAAAAGGGAGACACACAAACGGAUUGGGGGAGAGAGGGGAAUACUGUAGUGAGGAAGAGAGGCGUGCCGAUAAUCAAGGAUUUCGGAUGAGGGCGCGCGUCUCGGAGAACACAUGGGAAGGCACCGGAUCAAUUACGCAGCGUCACCGAGCAGUCGCGAGAGAAGAGAAGAGGGGCUCCCUGAGGUGCUGCUUCUGCUGCUGCCUGUUCUACCCCGUCCUGCCCUGAAUGCGCUGGGACACUGAGUCCUGUGCGGGACAUCAAAGUUCAGACGGAUAUACGACGCGGAGAAAGACGGGAUCUUUCGCCAAGAUGCAGGGUCUGAGUUCCCGGGCUCACGCGUUUUCGGUGGAGGCGCUGGUCGGGAAACCCUGCAAGAGGAUGAAAGUGUCGGAGGGACACGAGUCCAGUUCAGCUGGAGACACCGGCAGCGAUACGAGCAUCUUCCCCGGCCUGAGGGAACAUCCAGUCAGCCAGAUGAAAGCAGGUUCAACACCGAGGAGGGCAGAGGACCCAUCCGGUGACCCGGAGAGACCGACUCUCAGAUCAGGGGCUGAGCCCAGCGGAGAGGAGAGCACGCCGAAGGAUAGGGACUACCGCCCGGACAGAGAGGUCCGGGUCGAGCUGCAGGGCUCCGAGCUGUGGAAGAGAUUCUAUGAGAUCGGAACCGAGAUGAUCAUAACCAAAGCUGGCAGGAGGAUGUUCCCCUCUGUGCGCGUCAAAGUGCGCGACCUGGACCCGUGCCAGCAGUACUACAUCGCCAUGGACGUCAUGCCAGUGGACUCGAAACGCUACAGGUACGUGUACCACAGCUCCCAGUGGAUGGUGGCCGGGAACACGGACCACUCGUGCAUCUCCCCCCGCCUCUACGUGCACCCGGACUCCCCGUGCGCAGGAGAGACGUGGAUGCGCCAGGUCAUCAGCUUUGACCGGGUCAAGCUCACCAACAACGAGAUGGACGACAAGGGACAUAUUAUUCUCCAGUCGAUGCAUAAAUACAAGCCCCGUGUGCACGUCAUCCGGCACGACCCUCGCGUGGACCUGUCCCAGAUCCAGUCCCUGCCCGCUGAAGGCGUCCACAGCGUCUCCUUCCCAGAGACGGAGUUCACCACGGUCACAGCCUAUCAGAACCAGCAGAUCACAAAACUGAAGAUCGACAGGAACCCGUUUGCCAAGGGCUUCAGAGAUCCAGGAAGGAAUAGGGGAGUGUUGGAUGGCUUGCUGGAAUCAUAUCCGUGGAGAGGCCCUCUCAGUUUAGACUUCAAGCCCUUCACCAUACAGCUCCAAGGGAGCUCGGGGUCGCCGACCGGCAGUGUGAAGACUCUUCUCCCCCUAUCUUCUUCUUCUUCUUCUUCAUCCCCGUUUUCCAUCUCCGCGCUCUCCUGCCACGAUGCCGCUCUCCACACCUUCGCUUUUCCUCUCUACGGCAAGUCUUCCACCGCCCCCCCCCAAUCCCCGCUGCCCAGCAGGGCCUUCUCCUCCCUGGGAGUGGACAGACUGAGGGGCCUCCCCCCGCUGGCACCGCUCACAGACCUCCCGCUCCUCUCGGCGCUGCAGGCAAAGAAGCCUCCCCACUGUAGGGACCUGUGUCUUCACGGGUCUCCGGGGGGCUCCCCCUGCCUCUUCCCCCUCCACAGCCCCCUCGGCCCUCAGGGGCCUUCUCUCCUCCCUCACUUCUCUGACGCUGCAGGCCCCUACUGUCUUUACCGCUACAGCUUCCCCCUGAACCCCCAACUCAUUUCCCGGCACGCCAAACUAGCCGAAGACACCACAGACCGUCUGCUGCGCCAGUCUCCGUGGCAACCGACCACCAACCACUGCCUCUGACAGCCGGACCGCACUUUCAGGCUCCGGCCCAUUGAGUGGAACGAGCCAGAGCUUGUUGCAACAAAACAGAGAGGGCCGGUUCUCUAUUCGAGCAAGACUCAAAGGAGCAAUAAACUGUGGCGGUUUUGAUGUUUUUUUGUAUUUAAAAAGGGUUUUGGACGCUGUGUUGGAUCUACCAGCACAAAAACUCUUCCUGAAGCAGUCGAUGAGCUGCUCCUCUUCACUCUGCACACACA
Molecule: messenger RNA, 2261 nt
Organism: Etheostoma spectabile (orangethroat darter)
Lineage: Eukaryota; Metazoa; Chordata; Actinopteri; Perciformes; Percidae
Gene: tbx22
Product: T-box transcription factor 22
Biological process (GO): cell fate specification; positive regulation of DNA-templated transcription; regulation of transcription by RNA polymerase II
Cellular component (GO): nucleus; chromatin
Molecular function (GO): RNA polymerase II cis-regulatory region sequence-specific DNA binding; DNA-binding transcription factor activity, RNA polymerase II-specific
Source: RefSeq, a predicted model, not a curated record